AGUAAACGAUGAGAAGCUUCGUGUUUCUCCCGGGAUGUUUUGCUGAGCAGGUCCAGAUGUUCGGAUGUUUUCCUCUGGAAGCAGCUGGCUGCUGCUCGGCUCUGUCCGGGAGGAUGGAGCAUCAUCAGCAUCACAUGCUGCUGGACCUGCUCUCCUCCAACAUGGACCAGUGUUUGGGCCUGACGUCAGCCGUUACCGCCCUGCCCGCCCGCAGUAUCUCUGCCUACAAACUGAUGAUGGAGACGGGGAGCAGCGGCCUCGCAAUGGAGCCCAUCCGGAGGCGGAAAUAAGGCGCAUUCAACCGAAGACAAACACUGCACGGGCGGAAAGAGCGGGGGACAACUUUCGGAUGGGGACAAGGCCGAUAAUCUCCACUCCUGGCCCGGGAAGCGAUGCCUCUCCGCGGUCACUCGUCAGGGAGCAGCGGGCUGUGUCGCUCCGGUCCGGGGCUUCCCUAGUUUGGCAGGGAAGCCGCCUGUGAUUGGACCGCUGUGGAGGUAAUUUAGGGUAAAUGUUUUCUAAACCAUAAUUUUAAAAAAGAAAAACGCACAUAAUGGACCUGAAUCCGGAGGAAAUAGUCCACCUUUAACAGGGUGGAGCUGCGGGUUAAUAAAUGAUGAGGCAUUCCGCUCGGCACUCUGAUUGAGGCUGCUGUAGAUGGAAAUGUCCGACAGGAACUCCAGCAGUCCGAUGUUGUGCCUUAACAAUGGCACAGGUGCUUAUUUACCGGCUGGAGUUGCUGACGGCUGCGUUCAGUCCCGGCUUUAACACCAAAUACCCCGACAGUUGGCUGUUUAUGCGAUCCGACGCGCCGCUGCUGCCAGUGGGCUGAAUCGGUUCUCAUCGGGUUCUCCAGAACUGCGGGGCCUUUAUGUUUCUGUGAAAUAUGCCCGGGCCUCGUCCAGAACAAAGUGAUGGAGAGAAGAUGUUGUGAGCGCACAGCGGGGAAACCUUUCUGCAAUUAAGGCGCAGCAGCAGGACGAGCCAUCAUGUCUAAGGUGGUCAGCAGCAAGGAGAAGAAAUCCUUCAGCAAGAAGCUGUUCCGGAGGAGUUCGGUCCGAUCCGUGGGGAGCUUCAUGAACAGAGUCCUCCGGACCCUGUCCACUCUCUCCCACUUCGGAACCGACGAGCAGGCCGCCGACGACGAGAAGGACGAGGCGGCUUUGAUACCGAGCACCACCGGAGGCUCCGUCCCGUCCGACGACAGCGACUGCGGGGGUUUCCCCUUCGGGGACAAGGUGCCCGGUGUCGCCGGGCUCAAGAACCACGGCAACACCUGCUUCAUGAACGCCAUCCUGCAGUGCCUGAGCAACACGGAGCUGUUCGCGGAGUACCUGGCUUUGGAGCAGUUCCGGGGGGGAGAGGCGAGCAGCGGCAGCAGCGAGAAGGCGAAGCCCAACGGGGCGCCGCUGGUCCAGAAGAAGGGGAGCAGCCAGCCGCAGGAGGCGGGAGAGGUGACGGAGCAGCUGUCCGGGCUGGUCCGGGCUCUCUGGACCUUCGAGUACACACCGCAGCACAGCAGGGACUUCAAGAACGUGGUGUCGAAGAGCGCCCUGCAGUUCAGAGGGAACUCCCAACACGACGCCCAGGAGUUCCUCCUCUGGCUGCUCGACAGAGUCCACGAAGACCUCAACCAGAUCAUCCACCCGGACAGCAGACCCCCCAGCAAGCCGCCAGUAGAGGAGGAAGCCGUUCCUGAAGGAUCUCCGCUGCCAGCGCCUGGAUCUUUUGUUCAGGAACUGUUUCAGGCUCAAUACAGGUCUUCCCUGACUUGUCCUCACUGCCAGAAACAGAGCAACACGUUCGAUCCUUUCCUCUGCAUCUCACUGCCAAUCCCAGUACCUCACACCCGGCCUCUGUACGUGACGGUGGUGUACCAGGGGAAGUGUUCUCACUGCAUGCGGGUCGGGGUGGCCGUGCCGCUGUCGGGCACCGUGUCCAGACUGCGGCAAGCUGUGGCUCAGGAGACCAAGAUUCCCGCCCAACAGAUCGUCCUCACUGAGAUGUACUUCGAUGGCUUUCACCGCUCCUUCUGCGACGACGACGAAGACCUGGAGAUCAUUCAGGAGAGUGACUCCAUCUUCGCUUUCGAGACGCCUGAGCUGUUCAGGCCGGAGCAGAUCCGGUCCAAACGGGGUGGGACCACAUCAGGGAGCCCACAUGCAAACCUCAAUCAGAACAACCUGAAGUACGCAACGGACAACAACAGGAUCUCCGGUCAGAUCCCAGAGCCCAGCACGCCGCCUCCGAGCCCCAACAAGAACAGCGGCCAGACGGAGAAGAUCGUGCUGCUGGUGUGCAACCGGGCCUGCGCCGGACAGCAGGGGCGCAGGUUUGGGAAUCCCUUUAUCCUCUACUUGGAGCGCACAGUGACAUGGGACACGCUGCAGACAGAAAUUCUGGAGAAGAUGCGGCAUCUUUUGCGUCCUGGCGCCAUUUUUCAAGUGGGGCCCUUCACUUUGCGUGUGGUGGGAGUGGUGGGAAUCACAUACCUACUGCCUCAAGAGGAGCAGCCGCUCUGCCAUCCGUCUGUGGAGAGGGCUUUCAAGUCCUGCGGCCCAGGCGGUCCACCUCAUGUCAAGAUUGUUGUCGAAUGGGACAAGGAGACAAAAGACUAUCUGUUCAAGAGGACGGAGGAUGAGUACAUCCCGGAUGCGGAGAGCGUGCGUCAGGUGAAGGAGCAGCAUCUGCAGCCGCAGACCUGUUCCCUGGCCCAGUGCUUACAGUUGUACACCAAAGAGGAGCAGCUUGCCCCGGAUGAUGCGUGGAGAUGUCCACACUGCAAGCAGCUGCAGCAGGGCAGCAUCAAGCUGAGUCUGUGGACGCUGCCAGACAUCCUUAUACUUCACCUCAAGCGCUUCAGACAGGAUGGAGAUCGGCGCGUGAAGAUGCAGAACAUGGUGAAGUUCCCUCUCACAGGCAUGGACAUGGCGCCACACAUGGUGAAGAGGAGCCAGAGCAGCUGGAGUCUCCCGUCCCACUGGUCGCCGUGGAGACGGCCCUACGGCAUGGGCCGGGACCCUGAGGACUACCUGUACGACCUGUACGCCGUGUGCAACCAUCACGGCACCAUGCAGGGGGGGCACUACACAGCUUACUGUAAGAACUCCAUUGAUGGCCAGUGGUAUUGCUUCGACGACAGUGACGUUCAUCCCAUUUCUGAAGACGAUGUGUGCAAGCAGACGGGUUACAUCCUGUUUUAUCAAAGACGAGCAACCAUCCCGUCCUGGUCUGCCAACAGCUCAGUUGGAGGUUCCACCAGCUCUUCUCUGUGUGAGCACUGGAUCAGUCGGCUGAUGGGAAGCCGUCCUCCCAGCCAGGCCUCGUCUGGAUCCUCCAGACGCACCUCUCUGGCAUCUCUGUCCGAGUCCGCCGAGUUCGCCGGGGAACGGAGUGAGGACGAUGGCCUUUCGACCCGACCAGCCGUCAGAGGCAUGCAGAGGCAAACGUUCUCGUCACGAUCGUCUAUUGCCAGCCCUCUUGUUCUGAGUGAAAAUGGCACAAAGCCAUCCUGGUCUCACUCAGCCAAGCUCCAGCUCCGCUCCAACUCUCCCUCACGCUUCUCCCUGGAGUCUCAUUCCUCUCCGACUCUGGAACGGAUCGGAGAGGUGGUUGAUAUCCAGCCGACAACCCCGAGUUUCACCGGUUCACCUAAGCCAGAGAAAAUGUCUGGAGGGAAGUCAGCCCUCGCUGCAUUGGACACUAAUGUGGGAACUAAGAGGCUAAUAGAGCAGGGGCGCUUCAAGUCUGUGGUACAGGCAGAGCAGAGGAGCUCGAACCCAACAGGGGAAAACAAUAACGCAGAGCAGGUAAGUCCUCGACAUGGAAUACCCCCAAAGGAGGUGAAGCAAAGAAAUGGGAGUGCAGAAAGUGUUGGCAUCAAAAGGACCUCAGGCAAGACCGGGUUGGACGGUGAAAGAAGUCCCAGGAAACGGCCUCCCACUUCCUCAACGUCCUCCAGCUCCCUUUCCCCUGCGUCUCCAGCCAUCGACAAGUCGCCGUCUCGAACUCAGUCCAAGAGCGCAGUAUCUGCGUCAAACCCCAAGGACAAAAGCUCUGCGCCGCCUAAAACAAGCAAGGGAGGUUCCUCAAGAACAGCAACACCUUCCAAGAAAACAUCUUCACAGACCACAGAGUCAUUACAUCCUGAAGCGCAGCAGAGGAAGAGCGGCUCUCCACAGACCUCACAGCCCCAGAAGAGGGCAUCAACUAGAGAGGGGAGCGAGAAAAACUCAGCUGGGGAAAGGACUCGAGUAGCAGACAGAAGCACUAGUCGGGAGUCUUCGCGGGCGAGUGCCGUGUCGGAUAGGAAGGUCAGCCAUGGGGGGGCUUCCUCCAGGCUGAGUGCGGCGAGUCGAGCUGAAGGCAGGUCAGGUAGAGCUGUGGAGGAGAGGCCAGCGGGCCGGAGCUCCAGCAGCAGCUCCUCUAUGACUAGCCUCAGAUCCUCAAGCGUUGGGGUUUCCUCCACCAGUUCAGCUCCGUCAUCAAGGGGACCACGAGGGACCAGCAAGACGGAAGACAAAGGUCUGUCCUUCUUCAAAACCGCUCUGAGACCCAAGGAGAACCGCAAACCAGGCGAGACCGCGAAAUCGGACGCAAAAGCAAUCUCAGAAGAAAGUGGCGGGGACACAACCCAGCGUGCAGCAAGCAAGAAAGUUCAGAAUGCGGGUUCAGAACUGCACAGUUCAGCCAAAGAUAAGGAAUCCUCUAAAGUAUCCGGUGCAGCUAAAAACUCUCUGCUGCCCUCUGCAAAAUCCAAGCUCCCUGAAACGCAAACCUCGUCUCCAGCUGCCAUGAAGGACCCGGCAAAGAAAGAGGCGGCUAAAAAGACACUGCAGUCCAGGAAGAUCCCAAUCAAUUCCUCACAAAGUAGCCAGAGGUCCAAGUGAUUCCUUAAAAGUCUGAUAAGUCUUUCUGGUGCAGCUUUGAGGAGUUUUCCUUUCCUUACCCUCCGUCAAACAUCUUUUAAAACUUUUCAGCGCUCACUGAAUACCAGCUGCCGUAGAGGACGCGUCCCUGAAAAUUUAUUUAGGAAUGGAUUUUAAACUAAAGCACUUUGUAUGGAUUGCAUUGAUUUUAAAUAAUAUUACAGUGUAUUGUAAAUACGCAUGGACAUGUAUGGAAAUGAUUGCCUUGUUCUGUCUGUAGCACUGUUGGGAGAGGAACGUCUCCGUCGGAGCUGAAAGUGAAAAGUGACUUUGCACACGAAGGAAAGCAGACACAAUGGCUGAAACAUGUUCGCCACCAAAGGAGGUUUAUGGAGAUUUUCAACAUGCUGAUGCAGUGAAUAAUUUUCUGAAAUCACUUUGUACUGCUCUCCUUCAGUAUCGAGAGCCAUACGUCAACAACAGACAUCAGUGCCUCAGAUAAUCAGUAGAAAUAUUUACCCAAAACCGUUAAACUUGCAGAAAUUUGUAAUUGAAUAUAUUGAUAUUUACUAAGCACUGAACCUGUAAUUUUAAGUAAAAACACAACUAAGCCUAUUUAACCUGAACUACUGUUUACAUAUGCUCUUUGGUGUAGAAACUCUGCAGCAGCCUUUAAGAUGCGUUUUAUUUUUCCGUCCAGCCAAAAAUCGUUGAGAGGCUGAGAAGAGGCGCCACAGAUGUUGACCAAUCAGAAAGCUGGGUUUGCAGCGGCUCUUAAUGCUUCGUUUACAGGUGGUAACCAGUAAGUAGGGCUGGGCGAUACAGCUUAGAAAUACCCAAUUUUUCGCGUUCCAGAUACAAUUUCAAUAAAUUCUUUCUCACUUUAUUUUCUAAAAAAGACAGAAAACAUUUUCAUAAAGUGGCUUUUUAUUUCAGUCAUCCCUUCUACGAGUUGUACGACGGAAAAUUAGAGCGAGUUUAUGAGAAUUUUUGUUUAAUUAUGAGAAUAUAGUCAGAAUAUUGGAAAUAUAAAGGAGCAAUUUUGCUAGAAGAACAUCAAAAAUAUGAGAAAAAGUUGUUUUAAUAAGUAAAAAGCUUAUAAUGUUACAUGUCCAAUCAAACUUGGACAUGUAUAUUUUAUCGUAGACAUGACCUGAAUUCAAAGUCCAAAUAAAUAGAAGUUGUCAAACAAAAUGGCUGCUAACAUUACUCUUAACUAUGGAUUCCCAAGGAAGGCAGUGGUGGGAAAAAACACAGAUUUUCCAAAAAUUUUAUCCUCUUAAAACCUAAAAUUUGAUGAAUGGACAGAAUGUAUUUAUCGCCCAGCUCUACCCAUUUCUGCUCAGACAUCUCAUCUGUCGCCACCUCUGCUGGCUGCUGAAACUGACCUGAGAUGCCCAUGAUUGUCAUGAGCAUCCGCCUCUUCAAACUGCCAGACAUCUCAGAACAUUCCUCUCAGAUCAACACAGGGUUAAUGUAAAGAACAACCACACAAAAAAAUAAAUCAACACCACCUCACGCAACAGAACAACACAUCCAAAGACAGCUGGGAUGGCUCUGUUGAACACCAUAACUGUACAUAGAGCGAGCGCUAUGGUGUGUUUUAGUCAGCACAUCCUCUCUUCAUCACAGCUUGUGCACAUUUUUAGCUUGAGAGUAGUUCAGCACCACUGUGUUAACAGAGGCAGAGAAGAGUUCAUAGUUCUCCAAGUGUAUGGCAGUUGUUGCAUGAUACAUUGCUUAUGCAUGCACCCAACUAUGCAAGCAGAUUCAAUGAGUAUGUAGAAGUGCUACUCUUGGAUGUGUAUUUUUCUUUGUAAAUGUAGAGUUCUCAGAGAGCAUGUGAAGGCAUCCUCUAUUAAAGCUUUGUUUGCACAUUCCUCCAAA
This is a messenger RNA of Gambusia affinis (western mosquitofish), 6755 nucleotides long. RefSeq names its product ubiquitin carboxyl-terminal hydrolase 31-like. The coding region runs from base 990 to 4889 and encodes 1299 amino acids. Gene Ontology annotation, molecular function: cysteine-type deubiquitinase activity. Gene Ontology annotation, biological process: protein deubiquitination. The transcript is spliced from 16 exons. The record is from RefSeq and is a predicted model, not a curated record. Lineage: Eukaryota; Metazoa; Chordata; Actinopteri; Cyprinodontiformes; Poeciliidae.